AUGUCAUCGAAAACUGUUCCGGAAAUUCCAUCUAAAAAUAUCGGUAUUGAAAGUAUUUAUGGAACUAUAAAUUAUCGAAAAAAGGUAGUGGAUGGUAAAGCAACAAAAUUUGCAACAUUAACAAAGACACGAAAACCGGCAAAACUUGAACGUCUUACAAGCAGUCGUAAACAAGAAUGGCUAGAAUCCGGAACAGAACAUGGUUUUAUCCGACUUUAUGCGCCUACUGGAUCACGAUCUUUGAUUUAUCCAGUUACGCUUCAAACAACUGUCCAGGAUAUUUGUUCCAUUUUGGGUUUUGAAAGCUUGUAUCUUCAGAUUGGUGGAUCUAAAAUCAGGCGAGCGUAA
Loa loa (African eye worm) is the source of this 348-nucleotide messenger RNA. RefSeq lists its product as hypothetical. The transcript has 2 exons. NCBI's taxonomy places the organism in Eukaryota, Metazoa, Nematoda, Chromadorea, Rhabditida, Onchocercidae. Bases 1 to 348 code for a protein of 115 amino acids. The record is from RefSeq and is a predicted model, not a curated record.